This is a messenger RNA of Linum trigynum, 1756 nucleotides long. The record is from the annotation of a GenBank genome assembly. Lineage: Eukaryota; Viridiplantae; Streptophyta; Magnoliopsida; Malpighiales; Linaceae.
GCUAUACUCUCCUCCGCGUCUCGCCGUCGCUAGCUGAAGUAAAAGAGAAGAACAAAAAGGAAACCUCCUCCUGUAAGCUUUGCUGUAAUUUCUUUCUCAUCUCUUUUAGAUGGGGAUCCUAGCUCGUCCUGUAACCAUCAGUCUCGUUUGCGUAAUCCCAAUGUGUUCCUUACUCAUUUCCGUCUCUUUGACGUCUCUGCCUUCAAUUUCUGCAGUUUCAGAAGCGACAAUUUUCUCGCCUCCCGGAAGUGGAGAUAGAUAGUGCAGAAUCGCCCUUAUAGAGAGAGAGUGGGGCCGGAGUCGUGAUCGUUCCAGCCAUGAAUUCUAGACGGUUCGUUUCUUCUCUUUCGUGCUCUUCUGUGUUUGAAGAUUUCCUGUUUGAAUCGUCACGGCCUGGCUAGGGAUAUGUUUGUUGUAUUCAGCUAUUGGCUGCAUAAGGGUUUUUUCCCUGGGUUUAUGGUGGCAUGUGUUAUUAUUUGUAGAUCUGAGUACCAGAUGGAUUCAGGGCCUUAGGUAUGUCGAUUCUUCUACCUGGGCCGGGGGCAUUAGUUUCCCUCUGCGAACAAUCUGUCUGGUGAAUUCUUUAAUCUGGAAUAUGGAUUUAGAAGUUGAUUCUUAUUCUGCUUGAGUGAUGCUCUAGAUAUGUUUAGGAGGUGCAGGUUUAAUUUGAUUUCGGUUGAACAUGUAGAAGCUGGGUGCAGGGGGCUAAGAAUAUUGAUUGUUCACAUGGUGUGGUUCUGUUGUUCUUCAACCUGGUCCAUUCUCAGUUUCACUCUCUCUGAAGUCUAACACAGCUGUCAAUUGAGGGCUUGCUAUUAACAUCAUCUGCUAUCUUUUUCUCGAGGAAUUGUAGAGCACAUCGCACUAGCAUAAAUCUUCUGAAAUAAAAGUAGUUUGAACUUUGAUGUGUUUGAUGAUGCGGUAAAUUGGCCAGAUCAUUCCACUGUAUCACACACAAAUGACAUAGUUUUCUUAUGAGCUAUUAGGUAUUAUUUUUGGAAAUACAACCUUAUUGGCUUUGAAAGUAUCCUAUUAUGCAUAAUAAGGCUUUGCAAAUAUACUUGUUUUCUGUUUUAUUUCUGGGGAUCAACCUGCUUUUGUGAGUUGAAUUUAAUAUAGGUGCUUUUGCUUUACAUAGAAGGCGAACCUGAGACUGUAGUUCUUUCAUGCACAAAAGGGAUACCAGGAACAACAGAACUGCACUUUUUGAUAGCAUUGAGGAGGGUGGCAUCAGAGCUUCUGCUCCUUACUCCCAUGAAAUUGACGAGCAAGAUAAUGAAAGAGCUCUUGAGGGUUUGCAAGACAGAGUCAGUCUGCUGAAGCGGCUGUCCGGUGAUAUAAAUGAAGAGGUGGAAGGGCACAACCUCAUGCUGGACAGAAUGGGCAACGAUAUGGAUUCAUCCAGAGGAGUCCUAUCAGGAACAAUGGAUCGUUUCAAGAUGGUAUUUGAAACAAAAUCAAGCAGGAGAAUGCUUACUCUGGUCGCAUCGUUUGUGGUGGUAUUCCUAAUUGUCUACUAUCUUACUAGGUGAACAUGAUUGUGGUUGGAUUUGAUACAGUGGCUACGUUUAUAUGUUGGAAUUUUGGAGCCCUCCCGUAUUUUGUAUGAUUACAUCCAUGAGUUUCAGGUACCUAGUUUGCUGUUAAAAAGGUUGUUUGCCUCUCGACUUCAGGUGUGUUUAUGUUAAUCAUAUAUCCUCGUGUAAAUUAUGAAAACAAUCUCCAGAUUCGAGCCAAAUGAAUGCUCAUGUUGUCC